CGAGGGCUGGGACUGUGGGUUGAGCUGUGGAGGUGAGGUGAAAUGUCACUCCCGCAGCCCCUGCCCCACUAGGCCUGGGUGAGCUGAGGAGGAGCAGGUGGUUGCUGGGUCUGCAGCUCCCUCCUCCCCUGGUAAGCGUGUGCCCAUGCCUGCCAGCCCCAGGUCUGUAACUGAGGGGCUUACCCGGGGCUGCGUGGCCAUGCCAAGGGCAGCGGUAGGGUCCCCAUCCCUAGAAGGGAUUUUAAAGACUGGUAGAUGAGGUGCUCAUGGAUAUGGUUUAGUAGUGGACAGGUACGGCUGGGCUCAAUGAUCUCAAAUGUCUUUCCAACCAAAUGAUUCUGUGAUUGAGGCCAUCUUCAGCAAGUGAAGCUCGUGAGUCCUCAUGUGGAGUAUUGCGUCUAGUUCUGGAAUCCUUGACACAUUAGAAGGAUAAGGAACUGCUGGAACAUGUCCAGAGGAGGGCUACAAAGAUGAUCAGAGGGCUGGAGCACCUCCCAUACAAGGACAGGCUGAGUUGGGCUUGUUCAGCCUGCAGAAGGCUCCGAGGAGAUCUUAUAGCAGCCUUCCAGUACUGAAAGGGGCUACAGGAAAGCUGGGGAGGCACUGUUCAGAAAGGCUUGUAGUGACAGGACUUGGGGCAAUGGGUGUAAAAUUAAGAGAGGCAGAUUUAGACUAGACGUAAGGAAGAAUUUCUUCACCAUGAGAGUGGUGAGGCACUAGUACAGGUUGCCCAGGGAAGUUGUGGAUGCCCCAUCCCUGGAGGUGUUCAAGGCCAGGUUGGAUGGGGCCUUCGGCAGCCUGAUUUAGUGGGAUACCCCUGCCCAUGGCAGGGGGUUGGAACUGGAUGACCUUUAAGGUCCCUAUCAACCCUAACUAUUCUAUGAUUUUGUUAUGCUGGGUAAGGGUCUAGGGCACAAGUCUUAUCAGGAACAGCUAAGGAAACUAGGAUUGUUUAGCUUGGAGAAAAGAGGCCGAGGGGAGACCUCAUCGCUACAGCUCCCUGAAAGGAGGUUGUGGCAAGGUUGGCGCUGGUCUCUUCUCCCAAGUAACAAGUAAUAGAAUGUGAGGGAAUGGCCUCACGUUGCACCAGGAAAAGUUUAGAUUGGAUAUUAGAAAAAAUGUCUUUACUGAAAGAGUGGUGAAGCACUGGAACAGGCUGCCUGAGGAGGUGGUGGAGUCUCCAUCCAUUGAGAUAUUUAACAGACGAGGUGCUCAAGAGAUACGGUUUAGUAGACAGGUACAGUUGGAGUCGAUGACCUCGUAUAUCUUUUCCAACCAAAAAGUUCCUUGAAUGAGGCUUCUUGUCCAGAAUGGCUUAUCCCUGAGUGAGUGGAAUCCCAGCGAUACUCAGGAUUUUCAAGCACCUGAUGUCUGUGCAGAAAGGUUUUGUCUGCUCAUGCUAGUCACCAAGCUUAGUUAAUACUUCUUCAAAUAACCCUUUUUUUUUGUUUCCCUCACUUAAGCCACUCAUUCCUAUCUUGUAAAAACCUUCUCAGUUGUAUCAGUGCAGUUGUUGUUGGAGCUGCAAAGUCAACUUGCCUGGGAAACUCUCAGAUCUCCCACUUUCAGCACGUGGAUACUGCUGCUGCCUGCUUUCUCCAGGGGGAAAAUAUGCAAACCUAAAGACUGUUCCUAACCGAAGAAAGAAUACUCUAACUACUCACAAAUGCUUGUCAGAAUGAAAUUCCUACAGCUACUGUCCAGGAAACAUGGAAAACUGGAAAUGCUUUUUCAAACACCUUUUUGCCAAAAGCAAUUCCCAUAUUUGUCUCUGACCACCUCCACUUGUCUGUAUAGUAAGAAGAAAAAAGGGAACGGUUAUGAACAAGUUGACCAGGAAAAGUACAAGAACUUGGUCUACUCUGUUACUUCUUACAAAACCAGUGCCCAGACACCAGAGACGAUAUUUGAAGAAGAUAAUUUGUUAUAUGGGCCACCAGAAAAAUGCAGACCUCCACCUCGAGCUGAAACAAAAACUCCCAGGAAAUGGGUUCCUUUGAUAAACUCCAACAAGAAAAUUCCCCCUCUCAACAGCGAUUCCAGCCUGCCCAUGAAAAUCCCCUUGCAAAAGCCAAAAAUGCCCAGUGUUACCCGUAUUCUUCAACAGACAAUAUCUCCACAGCAAGCCUUUUAUCUAGAAAGGUGGAAACAGAAAAUGAUACUGGAGCUUGGAAAAGGUGGUUUUGAAGAGUAUACUAAAAAUCUUUUUCUUCAAGGAGAGCUCUUCCAUGCAGCUUUGGAAUCUAUAUUCCUGUCUGAAGAGAGAGCAGCAAAGGAGCAGAGAGAAGAUGCUGCUAUUUCUGGCUACUUAUCAAGUGUGCAGCAUGUCUUAGAAGAUAUCAGUGAUGUGAAAGCUCUGGAAAGUGCCGUUCAGCAUGAGACUCUUCAGUAUCUGGGCCUGGUAGACUGCGUGGCUAAGUAUCGAGGCCAGUUGUGUGUGGUUGACUGGAAAACUUCGGAGAAACCAAAGCCACUGCUGAAGAACACUUUUGACAACCCAUUACAGGUUGCGGCAUAUAUUGGAGCCAUAAAUCACGAUGCCAAUUACAACUUCCAGGUCAGCUGUGGACUCAUUGUGGUUGCCUAUAAGAAUGGCUCCCCUGCGCAUCCACAUUUCAUGGAUCCUGGUCUGUGCUCACAGUACUGGAAUAAGUGGCUUUUGCGCCUUGAAGAGUACAUGGACAAAAACUGACCCAGACUAAGAUAUGCAGUGGCAAGUGGGCAAGCUCAGAGCCAGAGCAAGAAUCCUCUGUUUAAAUCUCCCAUUUGAAUUUGUAUUCUUUUUUGAGUAGUUUUAGCUCAUUUCUCAAUAUCAAGUUUUCUCCUCCCUAAAAAGAAAGAAAAAUUGGAGUGAGGAAUGUGUAUUUGCUUACAUUGUAGGUGACUUAAGUGGACCUAGUGGGACGAAGCCAACUUAAUUUAUUUUUCUCCAUGCUGUUUAUACUAUCUAAGGUUGAUAGAAAAGUUUCUAUUUUC
Molecule: messenger RNA, 2976 nt
Organism: Cuculus canorus (common cuckoo)
Lineage: Eukaryota; Metazoa; Chordata; Aves; Cuculiformes; Cuculidae
Gene: MGME1
Product: mitochondrial genome maintenance exonuclease 1
Exons: 6
Coding region: 1667-2692 (341 amino acids)
Biological process (GO): mitochondrial DNA replication
Cellular component (GO): mitochondrion
Molecular function (GO): single-stranded DNA exodeoxyribonuclease activity
Source: RefSeq, a predicted model, not a curated record